ACGUCAGCUCUAGACACAGUCGACAAUAUAAAUGAGCUGUGCACUCCGUCAAACACAUCAUCUUGAAGAGAAAGAAGCAAUCUGCACUUUCUACAGGAGCCUGUCAUCAUGUUUCCAACAGCGGCCUCAUUUGUGGUUUGCAUUGCCCUGGCUCUCAGCAGGGUUGCAGCUCAGGGUGACAAGAAGGAAGAAGUGGUGAAGAGGGAAGCGUCAAUGUGUGAUGGUUCCUGUCUGAAGGGUUGGAGCAGUUUCAAAAACAAGUGCUACCAGUAUGUAAAGGACAGGAAGACAUGGGCUGAUGCUGAGUUGUACUGCCUCAGUCUCGGAGGGAACCUCGCCUCUAUACACAGUGUUGAAGACAACCAGGCCAUCCAGAACCUGAUCAACAAUAAUGACGCCUCAAAUGGUUAUACCUGGAUCGGGGGUUCUGACUGCUUCAAGGAGGGGUCAUGGUAUUGGACCGAUGGAUCUAAAUGGGACUACAACAAUUGGAACAAGGGAGAACCAAAUAAUUUGGGAGUUGAAAAUUGUCUGCAUCUUAACUUUCCAGUUCCUGGAGGUUGGAAUGACGUGGCCUGUAGUAAUUUGUAUCCAUCUGUCUGUGUGUCUAAAGAGUCACGUGCAUAAAUCUCUGAAACAGAAUGUCAACAGUUCUGAUUGUUAAAUAAAAUUAUGCAGCAUUCA
This is a messenger RNA of Polyodon spathula (Mississippi paddlefish), 684 nucleotides long. Its product is annotated as lectin-like. The record is from RefSeq and is a predicted model, not a curated record. NCBI's taxonomy places the organism in Eukaryota, Metazoa, Chordata, Actinopteri, Acipenseriformes, Polyodontidae. The transcript has 6 exons. Gene Ontology annotation, molecular function: signaling receptor activity. The coding region runs from base 109 to 627 and encodes 172 amino acids.